Molecule: messenger RNA, 1564 nt
Organism: Musca domestica (house fly)
Lineage: Eukaryota; Metazoa; Arthropoda; Insecta; Diptera; Muscidae
Product: aminoacylase-1
Exons: 7
Coding region: 176-1378 (400 amino acids)
Biological process (GO): amino acid metabolic process
Cellular component (GO): cytoplasm
Molecular function (GO): aminoacylase activity
Source: RefSeq, a predicted model, not a curated record
ACUGUGUUUGUUACACAGCCAUUUGCUGGGGCUGUGGUAAAUAGUUUAAAUACCUGACGAUUAAGAGUGGCAUAAUUCAGUUUGCUCUGAGUAGUCGGUCGAGAGAUCCACACAGUUGUGAAACGUAACGAAAGGAAGAAAAAUAUAAAAGCUUUGAAUAAAACAAAACCCGAAAAUGAGUGCUUGGGAAAAUAAUGAGGAAAUCAAAUUGUUCCGGGAAUAUUUACGCAUUCCCAGUGUCCAUCCUGAUAUUGAUUAUGAACCCUGCAUAGAAUUCCUGCAAAGACAAGCCAAUGAUUUGGGUCUUCCACUGAAAGUCUAUUAUCCUGCGGAUAAAACCAAACCCAUUGUGGUGAUAACCUGGCAGGGAACCCAACCGGAAUUACCCUCGGUGAUAUUGAAUUCUCACAUGGAUGUUGUGCCCGUCUUCGAAGAUAAAUGGACCCAUCCCCCAUUUGCCGCCGAAAUGGAUGAAGAGGGUAGAAUUUUUGCCCGUGGCUCACAGGACAUGAAAUGUGUGGGCAUGCAAUAUUUGGCUGCCAUACGUGCCUUACGAAAGAAAGGAGUGCAAAUGAAGCGUACCAUACACGUAACCUUUGUGGCAGAUGAAGAAAUCGGUGGCCACUUGGGCAUGGAGGCCUUUGUCAAAUCCGAUGACUUUAAAAAGCUCAAUGUUGGCUUCUCCUUGGAUGAGGGCGUGGCGGCCACAGAUGACAGUUAUUUGGUCUACUAUGCCGAGAGAACCAUUUGGCAAAUCCACUUCCAAAUCUCGGGCCAGGCCGGCCACGGUUCGUUGCUGUUGAAAAAUACCGUCGGUGAAAAACUCCAUUAUAUUUUAAAUAAAAUGAUGGCAUUUAGAGAACACGAAUCCCAGCGUCUGGAAAACGAUCCGUCCCUGUCGAUUGGUGAUGUUACCACAGUGAAUUUAACCACCAUCAAAGGUGGUGUCCAGAGCAAUGUGGUGCCACCGUUUAUGGAUGUCUGUUUUGACAUUCGCCUAGCCAUUACCGUCGAUCAUCAGGAAUUUGAAAAUCAGGUUCGCAAAUGGUGUGAGGAAGCUGGUGGCGACAUUGUCUUGCAUUUCGAACAAAAGGAACCCAAAGUUGAGCCCACAAAAAUCGAUGAUUCCAAUAUCUAUUGGGUGGCCUUCGAAAAGUGUUUGGUUAAGGAAUUAGGCCUAAAGAUACGCAAACAAAUCUUCCCCGGUGGCACCGAUAGCCGUCACAUACGCCACGUUGGCAUACCCUCCAUUGGUUUCUCACCCAUGAUCAAUACACCGGUGCUAUUGCACGAUCAUGAUGAAUUCUUAAAGGCUGAUACCUAUUUGCGUGGCGUGGAGAUCUAUGAAAAACUCAUACCGGCUGUGGUGAAUGCCUAAACGAUGCUGUGGCUAUUGCUGGGUGACUGUGACUUUGAUUUUGAUAUAUUCCUGCAUAACGAGAUACCUGAAAUUUUUUUCUAACGCCGCUAAAAGCUUUGUUAAAAUUAUACAACAACAAUAAUGAUAAUAAUAAUAACGACAUGAAGAAUGAAUAAAUAAAUAAGGAUUACAGACCUUGUAAAA